AUGUAUCAUCCAAGUGAGCAGGUCGCCACCCAGGCCGACACACACGGGGCCCGUCUGGCGUCUUCUAGUGGGCGCCGCCCGCAGCCAGCCAGCAACGGCGGGCGAGGCAGGUACGUCAUGGCGGUGCAUUCGCCCAUCCCGCCUGGCCGUCGGCUUGGGGUGUGUGUGUGUGUGUGUGUGUGUGUGUGUGUGUGUGUGUGUGNCUGGCUGGUCGCAUCCCCCCAUGCGCCCACGCCCACGCCCAUGCCCAUGCCCAUGCCCAUGCCCAUGGUGCGCCCAUCUGUCCUCUUGUGGGACUGGCGACAGCUGCACGCUCCAGGGCCGCCCCCGGACCAAGCUCUCGCUGCUCUCCUGCAGGCCCGGCCUUGGCAACAGCCCUGA
Messenger RNA from Bipolaris maydis ATCC 48331, 381 nucleotides. The record is from RefSeq and is a predicted model, not a curated record. NCBI's taxonomy places the organism in Eukaryota, Fungi, Ascomycota, Dothideomycetes, Pleosporales, Pleosporaceae.